Danio aesculapii is the source of this 2973-nucleotide messenger RNA. RefSeq names its product RAB3D, member RAS oncogene family, a (gene rab3da). The transcript has 5 exons. Gene Ontology annotation, cellular component: synaptic vesicle; endosome; plasma membrane. NCBI's taxonomy places the organism in Eukaryota, Metazoa, Chordata, Actinopteri, Cypriniformes, Danionidae. Bases 267 to 938 code for a protein of 223 amino acids. The record is from RefSeq and is a predicted model, not a curated record. Gene Ontology annotation, molecular function: GTPase activity; GTP binding. Gene Ontology annotation, biological process: protein localization to plasma membrane; protein secretion; regulation of exocytosis.
AGCCGUCAGCACAAAUAAAAACUGGUCGUCAGCCAGGACUCUGCAGGCUUCAAGCUUCAGAUUUUUGCAACGCCCCUCUAGAGGAAAGCGAAUGGACGGGUUUUAAACCGAUAACACGAGUGGACCUUUUUCCCAGUGUGUGUGUUUUUUAACGGGAAAAGUGAAACUAGAUCUGCUUGGACUGGAUGCCAGCUGAAAUCAGCAGAGAAAGAGCGCGAUAUUAACUUUAUCAAAUAAACAACCUAAUCUGAGAAGAGCCGGAUAAGAUGGCGUCGGUCAACGAUACCCGUCAUCAGACGCAGGUGCAGAAAGACGUUGCCGAUCAGAAUUUCGACUACAUGUUCAAGCUGCUCAUCAUUGGCAACAGCAGUGUAGGAAAAACAAGUUUUCUGUUCCGUUACGCUGAUGAUUCGUUCACCUCUGCGUUCGUUAGCACAGUCGGCAUCGACUUUAAAGUCAAAACUGUUUACCGCAACGAGAAACGAGUCAAACUUCAGAUAUGGGACACAGCGGGACAGGAGAGAUACCGAACCAUAACAACAGCUUACUACAGAGGGGCCAUGGGAUUUCUGCUCAUGUAUGACAUCACUAACCAAGAUUCCUUUUACGCCGUGCAGGACUGGGCGACUCAGAUUAAAACAUACUCAUGGGACAAUGCUCAAGUGAUUCUGGUGGGGAAUAAAUGUGAUCUGGAGGACGACAGACUGGUGGCCAGAGAAGACGGACAGAGGCUGGCCAAUGAGCUAGGUUUUCAGUUUUUUGAGGCAAGUGCAAAGGACAACAUUAACGUCAAGCAGGUGUUUGAGCGUCUGGUCGACAUCAUCUGCGAUAAAAUGAACGAGAGCUUGGACACAGACCCAAGCAUCUUAACCAAUCAAAAAGGGCCCAGUCUUCAAGACACGCCUCCUGAUGGACAGAGCGGUGGCUGCGGAUGUUAAUGAUCCUCUCUCUCCACAAACACUCAUACUUGAAGGCAAACAUUCACACACUCCCUCUUUUUUCUCUAACACACUCACACACACACACGUACUCCGGAAGUGAGACUUUUUCACAAGACUACAGCCAAUAUAGUAGAAAUGCCAAUCUAACAUUUAUGAAUCUGGUAUACACCCCUUAAUAAAACACUCUGCUUUUUGUAAAUAAGCUAAUUUUAUAGCAUUCCUAGAAUUAAACAUUUGAGUUUUACCAUUUUUUUUAAUCCAUUCAGAUGAUGUCUGGGUCUGAAAGGAGCACUUUUAGCUUAGCUUAGCAUAAAUCAUUAAAUCGAAUUAGACCAUUAGCAUCUUGCUCAAAAAUGACCAAAGAGUUUUGAUAAUAGUCCAGUUUAAAGCUUGACUCUUUUGUAGUUACAUUGUGUACUUUAAGACUGAUGGAAAAUAAUAAGUUGCUAAUGAGAAAGAUGCUAAUGGUCUAAUCUGAUUCAAUGAUUUAUGCUAAGCUAAGCUAUAAGUGCUCCUGCCAGACCCGGAGAUCAGCUGAAUAGACUAAAAAAUGGUAAAACUGAACUCUAUUGAAUCCAUACCGCUGAUCUCUGACAGGAGCACUUUUAGCUUAGUUUAGCAUAGAUCAUUGAAUGCUAUAAGACCAUUAGCAUCUCACUCUAAAAUGACCAGAGUUUCGCUAGUUUUCCCAUUUAAAGCUUGAAUUUUCUGUAAUUACAUUCUGUGGUAUAAGACUAUUUAUUGUACUAAUGAGCAAGAUGCUAAUGGUCUAAUCCAAUUCAAUGAUUUAUGCUAAGCUAAGCUAAAAGUGUCCCCGCAAGACCUGAAGAUUGGCUAAAUGGACUCAGAAAUCGUUAGCAUAAAUCACUGAAUCAGAUUAGACCAUUAGCAUCUCAUCUCUUCUGUAGUUACACAAUGUGUUAUUAGACUAAUUAAUGCAGUAAUGAGUGAGAUACUAAUGGUCUAAUCUGUUUAUCUAAUCAGACCCAGAGAUCAGCUAAAUGGACUCAAAAAUUGUUAGCAUAAAUCAUUGAAUUGUGUUUGACCAUUAGCACCUUGCUUAAAAACUGACCAAAGAGUUUCGUUGGUGUUACAAUUUAAAGCUUGACUCUUCUGUAUUUAAAUCAUGUGCUACAAGACUAAAUAUUUCACUACUGAGCAAGAUGCUAAUGGUCCAAUCAGUUUCGUUGAUUUAUGCUAAGCUAAACUAAAAGUGCUCCCACGAGACCCAGAGAAUGGUUGAAUGGACUCAAAAAUGUUAAAACUCAACUGUAUUUAAUCCAUUCAGUUGAUCUUUAGGUCUGACAGGAGCACUUUUAGCUUAGCAUAAAUCAUUGAGUCGGAUUAGACCAUUAGCAUCUCACUUAAAAAAUGACCAAAAUGUUUUGAUAGUUUAAACCUUGACUCUUCUGUAAUUACAUUGUGUGCUAUAAGACUAAUUAUUGUAGUAAUGAGUGAGAUGCUAAUGGUCUUAUCCGAUUCAGUGAUUUAUGCUAAGCUAAGCUAAAAGUGCUCCUGUAAGACUCGGAGAAUGGCUGAAUGGACUUAAAAUGUUAAAACUCAACUGUAUAUCUCUGGUAAAAUUAGCAUAUUUUCGCUAAAAGAGGAGUGUUCAUUAAAAUGAGUAAUUGCAGUAAGAUAAAACAGGCCCUUUUGGGGACUGAACGAACAGGACUGGUUUCCCUCAGCAUGACGUUUGGCUGCUAAUCCACUGAACUGUGAUAUCUUGAUGGGGAAGAAAUUAGUGCAUGAAACAGGAAUCAGAAACUCAACAUUUCAGGAGUGUUACUCCAGUGACUGUUUACAAAGUGCUCACAUUAAGCGCAUUUGGUCGUCAGCGUGAAGUAGCUUUAAAAAAAUGCAUAAUGUUUCUGUUAAUGGAUGCAAGGUCAUGCUUUACUUUAAUGUAGACGGUGAAAUAUUUUUAAAAAUAUCCAGGUUUUGUUAUUUGUUUCAAAGUAUGUCCUCUAGUUUAUAUUUGUAUUUGCCAUUUGCUUUGAAUGCAAUAAAUUUGCUUCCCGUGAACACUAAA